AUGACUAUGCCCGUUUACCCGUCAGCCGAUAAAAUGAAAAUGAGUACUCCAAGCUGCUUUCCCGGUCGGUACAGCCCCAACUACAGGGGGCCCGAACAGAUGCGACGGUGUAUGGCCAAUCCAUCGAGUCGAUUCCUGGAAGAUGCCUCCCUAAUGUGCAAUUCCUGGUCACCUAGGCACAAUGGAGACAUAUUUUCCGGCUUGAACGAUGGGAUCUUGAGCAGGGCGGAAGCGCUCGCUGCCGUCGAUAUUGGCAAGCAUCAGAAUAAUCACCCGCAGAUGGCAACGCAGCUCAAACACGACGUCAUGUACCACCACGGGAUGGGCGCGCCGCCGCAGAGGCCUCUACAGGUAGGAGCAUUUGUACGUCAGAUGCAUCAUACGAUGGACGGCAUCGAUAUGCUGGAUCCGUCCGGCUCGAUGACGACGCUGACGCCGAUGGCGGAAACGCCGAUCAGCUCGUCCCAUCACCAGCUGCACGGUUCCUAUCACAGCAUGAACCACAUGAUGAGCCACCAUCACAGCAGUCACCUCGGAAACCACACGCCAGGUAAUGGCUUCCUGGGGGCCCAUCAUCCGGCGAUGGCGGCCGCGGUGGCCGCCGCCGGGCUGCAUCCGGACACCGACACCGAUCCCAGGGAAUUGGAAGCGUUCGCCGAGCGGUUUAAGCAGCGGCGAAUAAAGCUAGGAGUGACCCAGGCGGACGUCGGGAAGGCCCUAGCGAACCUAAAGUUACCAGGCGUCGGUGCACUAUCGCAGAGCACCAUCUGCCGUUUCGAGAGCUUAACCCUGUCCCACAACAACAUGAUAGCACUGAAGCCGAUCCUGCAGGCGUGGCUGGAGGAGGCCGAGGCCCAGGCGAAGAACAAACGAAGAGACCCGGAUGCACCGAGCGUGCUUCCGGCGGGAGAGAAAAAAAGAAAAAGGACUUCCAUCGCUGCACCGGAAAAGCGUUCCCUCGAAGCCUACUUUGCCGUCCAACCGAGACCCUCGGGUGAGAAGAUUGCCGCCAUCGCGGAGAAGCUGGACUUGAAGAAGAACGUCGUGCGCGUCUGGUUCUGCAACCAGCGCCAGAAACAGAAGCGCAUGAAGUUUGCCGCCCAACACUGACCUUCGCAGGAAGCGCAACUUGAAUUAGCGAAUAGUGUGACUUUUACUAGUGGUAGCAACGUAGCUGGUUUUGGAUAUUAGCCUACUACUUACGCCGGGCCAAGGCGAGCGCGGCCUGAAACGCAAUAGGGGUAACAGAAGGAGGGUAACAAUAAACGAGCAAAACAAACGAAGAAAGCAUGGACAAAACUACACGGAAAGAAAAUCACGACACAUAAAACAGAAAGGGAACCAAUUGAAGAUAAAAUUAAAAGAAAAAACAUUAGGAUUGUUGUAUAUAUGGAAACAAUACUUUUAAGACAAGCAUUAAUCAGCAGUAGCAGCCGAAAGCGAGGGAAGAGAGAGAGCGAGGCUAAACACAAUGCAAUAGCAGCGAGAUAUAGUAUCAUUUCCGACUCCUUGAGGAUUGUGAUUUUUCCUUUUAAGUUAAACUAGAGUAGCGUUAAGCCUUCACCUAUCGACACAGAAAAUCAGAUCACGGGCAGUGAAAUGGAUCGUCAUGCUAAAUAAAUCUAAAACAAAAAACCGCUAGGGCCAAUAAGUCUAGGGUUGAAGCUGUACGCUGAACGUAGGUACGAGGUAACUUGAGGAGACAACAACCGACAACCACUUGCCGGUGGCGUUGGUCUUGUUUGGCCACCACAGCCAACGAUUACGAAGUGCAAUAUGGCAGUUAUAUCUUUUUAUGUAACGCGAAGUAUUAGAGUAAAACGGUAUGCAGACGAAAACCAAUUAUAAACGACUACACUCUAGAACAGCAACAGCGUAGAAACAGGCCAGGUUUAAGAGCAUCGAAGGCAUGCGGAUGGGAAAGAAAAACUAAACCAAUAAGCAACAUGCAAGUAGUACAAGGAACGGCGAUCCUGUGUAGUAGAGUUCCCUGGCAAAUUAAUAAUAGUAAAAAAAAGCAACAACCGAAGACACGAACAAGCAAACGCAGUUACAGUGAUCCUAAUUUGAAUCUUUUCAUUUGUAAUUUGUGUGGUAGUGAAGUUGUACAUAAUAAAAAAAGUAACACAA
Anopheles coustani is the source of this 2130-nucleotide messenger RNA. RefSeq names its product inhibitory POU protein (gene acj6). The record is from RefSeq and is a predicted model, not a curated record. Gene Ontology annotation, biological process: regulation of transcription by RNA polymerase II. Lineage: Eukaryota; Metazoa; Arthropoda; Insecta; Diptera; Culicidae. The transcript is spliced from 7 exons. The coding region runs from base 1 to 1110 and encodes 369 amino acids. Gene Ontology annotation, molecular function: RNA polymerase II cis-regulatory region sequence-specific DNA binding; DNA-binding transcription factor activity, RNA polymerase II-specific.